Williopsis jadinii is the source of this 1534-nucleotide messenger RNA. RefSeq lists its product as uncharacterized. Gene Ontology annotation, biological process: regulation of translation. Gene Ontology annotation, molecular function: translation regulator activity. NCBI's taxonomy places the organism in Eukaryota, Fungi, Ascomycota, Saccharomycetes, Phaffomycetales, Wickerhamomycetaceae. The transcript has a single exon. Bases 50 to 1504 code for a protein of 484 amino acids. The record is from RefSeq and is a predicted model, not a curated record.
GAUAUUUUUGGUAAAUAGAAGGCACAAUUGACGGGCAUCAGGGAACGAUAUGACGCUUAAAGACGUUGUCAAGAGUACCCAGCAGCAUGUUGUUAGAGCUACAAAGAGCUUGGAUUUCAUGAGCAACAGUACUAAGUACCAGGGGCCCACUGUGGUGGCGUCGUCAUCGAUCAAGAUGUUGAACAACGAUGAGCUGACACAUAAUGAGCCCACCAUAAUACAGUCCACGAGGGUUCCAGUUCAUCCUUUCCUGCAAUUGUCGGAGACGACGAAACUGCUCAGUUUCUUAAAGAAGAAACUGAAAACCCCAGUGCUCCAUAAGGCAACGCUGACCAAUGGUGAAGAAGUCUUCUCAAACGAAGCCGUGUUCAGCACGCAUAAGGACCUUCUACGUUUCCUUGACUCCCAUGCAGAUGAGCUCUACGGCCUAGAGGUUAUAGAAGUGUCGCCAGCUGAGCCCUUACUAUAUGAUGAGCAGGUUAUUCUCCAAGUUGAGACGGAGUUGGGGGAUGUAAAUAAGGAGACCCUAUCUACUCUGCUCGAUACUAAGAUUACCAACUCCUCCAAUCACCUUUUCACUAAUGAUCUCAAGUUGAGGCUUGUCAUUGAACAGCAUUCGCUUCCGGGAAAUAUUGAUGAUAUAACUCGGACAGCAGUAGACUAUAUGGUACAUGUGGACAAUGCAACAAUUGCGACGGAUAUUGCAAAGAGUCUUCUACCAAGACUUGAAUCGUUGGUGAAAUCCAGAAACUCGCUGUUGCAACUAACUCAAUUGGUGUACAGAAGCCUUUCAACCAAUUAUCCAAUCGUCGAGGAUGAUCUGGAGCUCAAGACCCUCUACUUGAACAAUUUGAUCUCAUCCAAGGAACCUGAGUUAUCCUUCAACAUAUUGACCGAAUUGCAAAGCUGUGGGUACGCACCACCUAGAGAAACCAUGGCAAACUACCUAGCACUUUUAGCUAAAAAGGUGAACUACCAUGACAAGAAGAGCAAUGUCAAAUCUUUGGUGCUCCUACAAGGACUACAGAGUGUCAUCUUCUCAACUCUUUCAACAGAUAGUGCUCGCAACCUUUUGCUGCUUUGUGAACACCCUGACGAGAUUUCAAGCGUAUUAGAUCUUGUUGAAUCAACAUCUCCAAGUGAAAUACCCCAAGUGUUCCAAGAACUGGAAGCCACUGUCGCUAAGAAGUUGUUCGCCUCAAAAUCAGUGAGAUUAUCAGAUGCCAGUUUAAAAAUGUCCAUCAUUCAUCGCCUACAAACCCACAUUGAAAACAUAUCCAUAAACACCAAGAAGCUGAUCUUAUUUGAUCAAGUUAACUGUGGAUUGUUCAUAUUACCGAGACAACUGUUAUCACAAGUUGAAUUGACACCCACGGAGGUAGAAAGCUUGAAGAAAAAGGUCAAUUCAUACAAAAUGAAGAACAUUGACGUGGUUGAGAACUCUUUCCCUGGUCGUGAUUUACAAUCUAGACGUGAUUUUAUCAAGGCAUUAGAGGAGAUUUGAACACAUGAAUAUUGCAAAGAACUGAUAUUA